AUGGCCAGCUACAAAUCGGUUACCUUGGGUGUUCUGGGCAGGAGCUACUCUGUACGGCAUGCUCUAGGACAAUACAACUCAGCAUGCGUGACAGCAACGUACACCAUUUCGCCCAAGAGUGAAGCCGACCUGCUACCGCUCGAAGAACGUUUUCCAUUCGAGUUUGAAUGGAGCCUUCAAGCCACUAUUCGACAACAUCCUGGCUUGCUAUACGGCAUCUCGGAUGAAACAGAAGCCGGCAUUGCAAUGUACAGGCAGGUUGAUCAAAUUGAUUAUAGGGACGUCCUCAUGAUCAUCAACAGUAAUGAAGUCAACUCAAACGCUCCUGACCCAAAAGAAAUAACAGAAGAUGUGUUGUUGUCUCGGGUCCUCAGUGAAGCGCAUGCUGAGCACUGGCUCCCUCACAAACCAGCCUGGAAGAUCAUCGUGUUGAAGCAUUUCCAAAGUAACUGCAGGGACCAUGGCUCUGACCGGUCGUCUCUUGGAAGGCUUGACAUUUCUUUCGUUGCACACCACGCUAUUGCCGACGGAUUGAGUGGCGUCGCCUUCCAUGCCUCUUUGAUGGAGAACUUUGAGAGGCUUUCGGAGUCAGUCGGUCAGCCACCCUGGCCCAUGACAUUCACCGAACCGAGGGCUGCCCCAACUGCUAUUGAAGAAAAUGUGGACUGUCUGUCAUGCAACUGCACCAUUUGCAAAAGUCCCAACGCCUGCUACGGGAAAGUAUGGGCGGGUGGAGCGAUAUCAAGAACGCCCACAGUCAGCAUAAAGCAUAUGGUUCAAAUUUUGACCAUCCCGGCCGAUCACCUAUCAUCUGUCCUUCAAAACUGCCAGCAGGCCAAGAUUACACUUACUGCACUUUUACAUGCGCUGAUCUGCACCUCACUUCGACGCGGUAUCAAGGAAGAUGUGCACGGAUUUCGAUCCGUAACACCCCUUUCGGUGCGACAGCAUACCGGAGCAUCCAAAAAGGACAUCGCCGACCAUGUCUCUUUCUUGACCAGUUAUGUUUCCGGCGCAGAGCUGGAAAGGAUUCACGGAUGCGAACCUGGCUCUGCGGUAGAAUGGCAGCAUAUAAUCGGACUUGCACAGUCGAUUGGUGUAGACAUGGUUUCCAAGGCUGGCCAGUUCCCACACGGCAGCAUGGUCACAGCUCUAAACCGCAUUCAAGAUCUGGUGUCGCAUUUUCGAAGUCAAGGUGGUACAGAAAGGAAGUACACGUAUGAGAUAUCAAAUUUGGGCUCAACUUCCGACAUCUCCUCACCAGAUGGUAGCAGCCUUAAGCUGGAAAAACUGAGCUUUACACAAUGUGCAGUAGUCGCUGGUCCAGCCAUCGUUUUCAACUGUGUCAGCACAAGAGGUGGACCGCUCGUUAUCAGCAUUACUUGGCAGGAAGGAAUCGUUGAGAAAUCGCUGAUUGAUCACGUUGUGCGAGAGUUGGAGGGUCGACUUGGAGGUGGAGGUGGCAAUGAUAGUUAG
Fusarium coffeatum is the source of this 1476-nucleotide messenger RNA. RefSeq lists its product as uncharacterized. The coding region runs from base 1 to 1476 and encodes 491 amino acids. The record is from RefSeq and is a predicted model, not a curated record. Lineage: Eukaryota; Fungi; Ascomycota; Sordariomycetes; Hypocreales; Nectriaceae. Gene Ontology annotation, molecular function: N-acetyltransferase activity. The transcript has 2 exons.